This is a messenger RNA of Coregonus sp. 'balchen', 1733 nucleotides long. The record is from the annotation of a GenBank genome assembly. Lineage: Eukaryota; Metazoa; Chordata; Actinopteri; Salmoniformes; Salmonidae.
AGGAAAUGAGGAUCAUGGUGGCUUCGAUAUUUUUAUCUGAGUGAAUCCUUGGGGUAUGUUUUUGACAUUAUUAUUGUUUUUCACUGGCAAUGUUUUAUAUAAAUUGUUAAAACGUUAUCUAAUCAAAUGUGCUAGCUUGCUAGCUAACCAACAACCAUUUUGCAUGCCAGCUAUGUUGACGAAUAUAUAUUUUGACCGUACGAGGCUAGCUAACGUUAGCCAGCUAGCUAUAACGUUACUGUUAGUUAACUAACGUUAAUCCCAGCUAGCUAGCGACUGUAAACAGAGAUGUUCAUCAAUUCAACGUUAUUAUGGUCUCUACCUACAGGCAAAGGAGCUGCACAGAUACCGGUAAUGGCAGAGCUGCACAUUAUCGGUCAGAUCGUCGGGGCUAGCGGCUUCCCUCAUAGCAGUCUCUUCUGCAAGUGGGGAAUUCAUACAGGUGUCUUUCGUUAUAAUCAGAUUAUUUUAAUGAGUAGGAUGUGUACUUGACCGUAUCCGUUAUGGUUGUGAUUCUCAGUUUCCAACAACACUUCUCUCUCUCGUUAUGUAAGGAGGUGCAUGGAGACUUCUCUCUGGCCUGAAGGAGGGGCAGACCCAGGUGGAUUUGCCUCAGACGGGGGAUAUGGCAUACUGGAGUCAUCCCAUUGAUCUACACUACACCACUAAAGGACUGCAAGGUAACAAUUCAAAGUAACAGUUCAUCACAGAUCUAAAUCGAAAGCUAGCUGUGGUCCUCUGUAGCUCAGCUGGUAGAGCACGGAGCUUGUAACGCUAAGGUAGUGGGUUUGAUCCCCGGGACCACCCAUACACAACAACAAAAAAUAUAAUGUAUGCACGCAUGACUGUAAGUCGCUUUGGAUAAAAGCGUCUGCUAAAUGGCAUAUUAUUAUUAUAUUACAUAUUAUACAUAGUUACAUCUACCAAGCCUAGUUUUCAGGGUAAUACCAGGGUAAGACUUGUUUGUCUUUUAUUCCCCUUCAGGUUGGCCCAAGCUUCACCUGCAGGUUUGGCACCAGGAUUCAUUUGGGCGUUGUCAUCUGUAUGGUUAUGGAUAUUGCCAUGUGCCCUCCAGCCCAGGGCACCACCAUGUACGCUGUGUGACCUGGAGACCACUGGGAUCCUGGCAGGAGCAGCUGGCUCAAACCUUCGUGGGUGGAGGUCCCCAACUGCGCUCCCCAGACCUUGUAUACAGUGGGGCGGACAGAUAUAGGCUGCACACAGUUGCUAUGGGCACUGUGGAGCUGGAGCUAGGCAUCAUAAUGCGACACUUUGACAGAUAUGGUGUAGAGAGCUGAAAUGUAGAGAUGGGACAGCGAAGGGUGAAUGGAGGGAAGCCUGAAUGGAGCACUGUAUUGUUAGUGGGUGGGGGCGGUGUGGAUUUCGACCAUAUCUACACCGGGGUACAUAAAAGAAGGCUGGGCAGGUCAGAUGAGAUAUUUUGCCUUGUGAGAUGCGUUGAUGUGGCAUACAUGCUGAGAAGAACCCAACAUGCAAAUGUAGGUAUUUCCCCUCUUUCUCCACAAGGGGGGGGGAGGAAAGUGAGCCUUUCAACACCAUCUGCCUUCCCAAUUGUCAAUAUUUUUAGAACAUUUAAUAUAAUCAAAGUUGUAUUUUAAACAAUGCAAAACAGAUUUUAUACUGCACUUCAUUUUAGUUUGAUAUUUUUCUAUGAAUUCCUUUGUGUUUUUAUAUAGUAGAAUUAUGUAAAUAAAUCAUUACAAUGUACCAAA